This is a messenger RNA of Populus nigra (black poplar), 834 nucleotides long. RefSeq names its product 21 kDa protein-like. The transcript has a single exon. NCBI's taxonomy places the organism in Eukaryota, Viridiplantae, Streptophyta, Magnoliopsida, Malpighiales, Salicaceae. Gene Ontology annotation, biological process: negative regulation of catalytic activity. The coding region runs from base 70 to 669 and encodes 199 amino acids. The record is from RefSeq and is a predicted model, not a curated record. Gene Ontology annotation, molecular function: enzyme inhibitor activity.
UCUCUCCCCUUCAGCCCCAACUCACCAAGCCACUCUGUAAUCCAAAGAAGAUCCGAGUUUCGGUCUCACAUGGCAAAACCUAGCCUUAUUUGGCUCCUCCUCUCACUAUUGUACAUUGCAAGCACGGCAAACUGUGCUAGCACCACCACAAAGUCAAGUUCAAGGGCUUCAAAUUUCAUCAAGGCCUCAUGCAGUGCCACAACAUACCCUGCCCUGUGCGUCCAAUCUCUUUCCCUUUAUGCCUCUUCAAUUAAACAAAGUCCACGCCAAUUAAUUCAGACAGCCUUGUCUGUCAGCCUAGACAAGGCUCAGUCCACUAAGACAUUUGUCUACAAGUUAACAAAGUUUAAGGGAAUUAAGCCUAGAGAAAAGGCAGCCAUUAAGGAUUGCUUCGAAGAGAUUGAUGAUACUCUGGACAAGCUUGUUAAGUCAGUUAAAGAAUUGAAGAAUAUGGGGUCAUCCAAGGGCCAGGAUUAUCAAUGGCAUAUCAGUAACGUUCAGACUUGGAUUAGUGCUGCAUUGACUGACGAGAAUACUUGCGUUGAUGGGUUUGCUGGGAAGGCUUUGGAUGGAAGGGUAAAGAAUUCGAUCACAGCUAGGUUUGUUCAUGUUGAAAGGGUUACCAGUAAUGCUCUUGCCUUGAUUAACAAGUUUGGUUCUAAGUACUAAGUGACUCCAGCUAGUGGAUUAAUCUGGGUUCCAUCUUGUGGAGUCUGGGUUUUUCUGUUUAUGUAUCACAAAGAGUUUUGAGUGAUGUAAGGUUUUUUUUAUAUAUAUAUAUAAAAAUACUUAUGUGAUAAUGUACUAUAAUUUGUGGAGGCAUUUUGAGCGAUC